UUUAUAGUAGGUUUAUUUAAGAAAAAUCAGGGAUUGUUGUUUUGGGAUAAUUUCUGUAUGGCUAACCUGUUUUACUGACGAAGUCAUCAUUCUCUCACUGGCAAGAGAUGUUAGGACUGCGGUGGAACUGCUCCGCCUCGCCGCCGUCCAGCAGGUUCGCUCUCUGUUUUACAAAGUCUUCAUCGUCCUUUGCUCUAUUGCCUGCGCCGCUCCGUGCUUUCCGAGCCGCUUGCUGGAGCCAGUGCUCCAGAAGCCCAAACCUGGUCGAGUUGGAGUACGCCGAUCUCAACCUCAAGGAUUUUUAUGGCGCCGGAUGCGUGGGUCACGUCCGGAUUCGACAGCAUGUUAACCCCCUCAGCUCAUCCUUCGUUGCGCCAGUGAAGGUGCCAGAAUGGAAGCAGGUGUUCAGCAAUCCUUCGCUGCCCCUUAUGGUUGACAUCGGUUGUGUCCUCACAGGUAGCGGUAGAUUUCUCAUUUGGCUCGCAAAACACCUUCCUGAAUCCAGAAACUAUCUUGGACUGGAAAUUAGGAACAAGUUGGUCCAACGUUCACAAUUUUGGGUUAAAGAAUUGGGGCUGAAGAAUAUCUAUUUUAUGUUUGCAAAUGCUACCAUCUCCUUCGAACAAUUAGUCCCUACAUACCCCGGACCUUUAAUCUUAGUUUCAAUAUUGUGUCCUGAUCCUCAUUUCAAGAAGAGGCAUCAUAAAAGAAGGGUUGUCCAGAAGUCCUUGGUGGAUUCUGUAGUAAAGAAUUUAAGUUUAGGAGGUCAAGUUAUUUUGCAAUCAGAUGUGCCUGAUGUGGCACUUGACAUGAGAGAUCAGUUUGAUGCCCGAGCAGAUGUGUUAAAGCAUAUCGACGCUCUUGAUGCCAAUUUUACUUGUGAUGCACAAGGGUGGCUCUUAGAAAAUCCAAUUGGGAUACGAACAGAACGAGAGAUACAUGCUGAGUUGGAAGGCGCAAAAAUAUACAAGAGGAUGUACCAGAAAGUAUAGGCCCGACCUGUUACUGCUUUAGAUUUAUUUGGUGGUGCCAGUGGCAAGCUGAGGUAUAAGGUAUUGUAUCUUUGAUGAUACACUGUGGAAGGCUGUGCCACGUCUUGCUUCCAAAACGGGGUUGUCCUCAAAUUCAGUUUUUUUGUAGAAUGAUUUACAAGAGUUUAUAUCCUUCCUCAUUUGUCUUUUGUUAUUAUUAUUUUUUCUUUAUUGUGUUCACUGCUCAGCAAGGCAGUUAAUUAAAAAUUUUCAGGAAAACCACUUGUGUUCCC
Molecule: messenger RNA, 1264 nt
Organism: Dioscorea cayenensis subsp. rotundata (Guinea yam)
Lineage: Eukaryota; Viridiplantae; Streptophyta; Magnoliopsida; Dioscoreales; Dioscoreaceae
Product: tRNA (guanine-N(7)-)-methyltransferase-like
Exons: 8
Coding region: 108-992 (294 amino acids)
Biological process (GO): tRNA methylation; RNA (guanine-N7)-methylation
Cellular component (GO): tRNA methyltransferase complex
Molecular function (GO): tRNA (guanine(46)-N7)-methyltransferase activity
Source: RefSeq, a predicted model, not a curated record